AUAAAAACGUCCGGCGCCAACGCAAGCGUGCGUGACCAUGAGCGGAACUAUAUUAUAUUCCAUCUGUGCUUAGUCCGUGUGCUUUUUGUGCUUCAAUCAUCCGAGGAGGUGAAUGCCGGUUGGACCUGCAGGGCAUCGCUGGUCUGUUUAUGUGAUUUUUAUGUGCGCGCGCGCGCGCCACGCGUCAACAAGUGGAUGGAAACUUUUUCUUUAAAUGGUUGGAGCGAUUAGUUGGCUCGUAAGUAACUGCAAAGUGUGGAGAAUUGGACUCUUAAUCGUCUUUUUACAACUUUGUUGUCGUCAUGAGUGGACAAGUCGUUUUCCAAAUGCGCGUGGUGCUUGUAUUUUUACUGAGCUUUGGAGCACUUGCGAGAGCUCAGGUCUCCAUGAUCAAAGUCAUAAGGAGCAACAUCAGAAGAGAUGACCUGUAUCGAAAAGAGGUCAACAUCACUGUGACGCCGCCGGGCGGAGUCAUCAAUAGCCCACGUUUCCCCAACUCAUACCCACGCAAUUUGUUGUUGUCAUGGAGAUUGGUGUCGCCACCGGGAAGUCGGAUACACCUGGAAUUUGAUGUUCACUUUGGCGUGGAGGAGGCGGAGAACAAUGUUUGCAGGUAUGACUUUGUUGAGGUGGAGGACCAAUCUGAGACCAGCACUAUAAUUUGGGGUCGCUGGUGUGGACAGAAAGCACCGCCUAGUCUCAUCUCCAAAUCAAACGUCCUCAAAAUAACCUUCAAAUCUGACAAUUACUUUGUUGCAAAGCCAGGAUUCAAAGUCUACUAUUCAUUUCUGCCUGACACUUCUCUUCCUGCAUCUAAAAACAACUGGGAAGCCAUCACCAUGCCGGUUAGCAGUCCUGUUGGGCCAACGUCAGUCACAGAGGUUCCUCUUUCAUUAGAUGCCCUGGAUAAAACCAUUGCGGCCUUUGACACUGUGGAACAGCUUCUCAAAUCUCUGAACCCUUACACGUGGAAACAGGACAUGGACAGCAUCUACACGCAAACACAGAUUCAUUAUCGAGGAAGGGCUUAUCAUCUAGCAAGCCGGCAUAACAAAGUUGACCUGAAUCGUCUCCACGAUGACGUAAAGCGGUAUAGCUGCACCCCUCGCAAUUACUCCAUAAACCUGCGCGAGGAGCUUAGGGCCACCAACGCUGUCUUUUUCCCCCGGUGCCUGCUGGUCAAGCGCUGUGGCGGCAACUGUGGCUGUGGCACGAAUAACUGGAACAGCGGCUGCACAUGUCAGCCCUCAAAGACCGUGCUUAAAUUACAUGAGGUGCUCAAGUAUGCCCCGGAGACCACUCUGCAUCAGCGCCAUCGCAGGACAAGAGUACGCUGGGUCAUCGAUGAGAUCUUCCUCACACACCACGACAAGUGUGAAUGUUCCUGUCCCUUCCAGCCUCCUCGCUGAGAUACUGACACAAACUAUAUUUGAACUUUUGGACACAUUCUGCCAUGAACUUUUAUGGGAUCAGCUUUGUCGUAAAUGCAGCGAAGAAAAUAAAUGCUUUGACGGAUGAUGCACAACUUGUAACAUUACAUAACGAUAAGUACUCCAGAGAAAUAAAUGUGAAACUCAACAUAAAUUCAAACAGUAAUGAAGUGCAAAUACAAUUUUGCUAAGUAGAUUCUCAAAUAUCUUUUUUCUUCAUUGGCAAAGAAGAAAUAAAGUGAGAGCAGUGGAAAUAUGAAUCCAAACUGACAGUCAUUCCUACUGAAAGACUUAAAAAAAAAAAAAAAAAAAGCAGUUAUUUAUAAUGGUGAAUUCCCCACCUUCUCAUUUUCCACCACGCUCUGCUUUGUUUUGCACACAUUCCUGUCUGCAAGAAUUCCAGCAUCCCUUUGUCCUUCUAACAGUUUGUGCCCUGUUCCCUCCCUUUUGUUUCCUCCGCACUGUCUCUUCCAGCAUGCAACACACACACACAUCCUCUGCAAUCACUCACUACUAAACACAUCAGAAGAGAUGUGAGCACAGGUUACUGCACUCUAGCCAAUUUUCUGAGCGUUGCGGGCAUUCCAGCCCCUAACCGGGAAUUCUGCUUACAGUACACGGAUAAAUCCAUGCACCUCAUGGCUGAAAAACAUUACAGAAAAGAGUGAGAAAGAGAAAGAAACUAAACCAGUCAAAGAGGCACUUGUCAGAUGUCAGCAGAUAAUGUUUCAUAACAUACAACAGUGUAUUGGACCACAGUUGAAAACACCUCUGAUUCAAACAACAAUUAAUAAUUUAGGAUGGAGGUUCCUCCUGAAUGUAAAUUAUUUAUCUUAUAAAGAUGGCUUGAAUACCUUUUUAAAUAAGACUCAUUUAUUUGUAAGCAUAUCUGUGCACCAAUACUUAAAGAUAAAUAAAGGCAUGGAGCAAAUGGGUUUGAGGUGGAAGAACCAAUAUCGACUCAUAUCUUCAACGUCAUCAAGCAUUUGCAGAACGAACUAGAACAGAGCUUGUGAGUUCAAGGGUGGUGUCUCACCUCAUAAAUGUUCUUCUGGAUAAAUCAACCGAAAUUCCAACACACAACCUUGAGCGUCUAAGAAAUUCUUCACAGAAGAGGUGAAGAUAUUUCAGGGUUAGAGACAAAGAGUGAACUAAGUCCCUAUUUUGUGUCAUUAUCGCUUUCAGAGAGCUUGCCCAUGUUCACAUUUAUAUUCGUGAAGGAUACGUUUCUUUGCUUGCAUGCAACUUUGUAAUUAUUACUUUAUAGAAUAUGUUUUCAUGAGAUUUAGGGUAAUGAUAUUUUUGUAAGUAACUGUGUGGCUGUGCAUGCUCAUGUGUGUAUGACGAAUUAUUGCAUUUGUCUGAGCGCUUGGGAAGUUUCCCAACAGUCUGGAAGCAAGUAGCCCAAAAUACUUUGUGACUAUUCGACACGUGACAGUAUGUGAGACAAUGUGCAAAUAUAGUGGCCUUCUGUUUGUGAUGGCAUAUUACACAUAUGCAACUAGAUAUACCAUAGCCAAGAGGUGUCGAGCGAAAUGAAACUCCAAACACUUUGCAAAAAGAGAAAAGCAUGAAUGCAAACUGCCACAAUACCAUUCCCAAUUACCAAAGCACAACAGCAAAUUGGCAAAAGCACAAACCCCAACUGCCACAACAUGAAUUCAAGUGGCUUGCAGCACGAACGCAAACUAAAAACCCCCAAUUCCAAACUUCCACAACGCGAUCCCCAAUUGCCAAAGCACGGUUGCAAAUUGACAAAAGCACGAACCCCAAUUGCCAACACACGAAUGCAAAUGGCUCGCAAUACGACCGCAAGAAACCACAGGCGCACAGCAAAGAUGCAAGAGGACCUGGAAGUAGACUAAAUUUCAAGGAAGUUGACAUGAAGACUAUAACUCCUGCUGCCACGUGCCCACAAAAACGUUACGUUACAGGAAUUCACUCAUAAAUUCAGACUUUGGUAUAUAUUGCUUUGUGACUAUCUCUACGGUGGCAUCAGCAGGGCGAGAGUUGUUGUCCUCAUCUCUUCUUCCUUGGAAUUUAGUUUAUUUCUGGGUCAUCCUUAUGCAUUUGUGCUGUGGCUUUUUGCAGUUGUGUUGCAUUCCAUUCUUAUUCGUGUUGCGGGCAGUUGGGAUUUGUGUUGUGGCAAGUAGGGCUCGUGUUUUGGCUAUUUGCAUUUCUGCUGUAUCUAUUUGCAGUCGUGAUUUGGUCAAUUUGCAUUCAUGUUUUUUUUUCUUUUGCAAAGCCUUUGCAAUUGGCAUUUGUGUUGUGGAAAUUUGCAUUUGUGCUUUUUUGUUUUUGCAAAGUGUUUAGACUCUGCAUUUUGCCUGUAACGUAGCCACCGUAGAUGUAAGAUUAGAAAAACAACAACAAAAAGUCAUCUGGUCUACCAGCUAUAACAAAACAAGUGUCUUGCCAUCAUACCCAGGGAUACACACCUAAAAAUAGAUAUACACCUUCCACUUUUGCUCUGAAGGUAGAUGAGGGCAAUAACUGGAAACUAAACCAGACUUUUGCCAUCUACAAGUAUUCCUGUUCUGAUUCCGUGUGUAGUCAAAUGUUUGGAUGGCACUUUAUACAGGUGGCACAAAAUAUAGUAAAGGCUAGAAAAAAUGACAUGUGGGAACUGAAGUAAUCACUCAUAUUAAAAAAAAAAAAAAAAAUUUUAAAUCGUCCCAAAAAUAUGGUGUCAUUUUAUACAUAAGUCACCUUUUGUUCAAAGUUUGGCCGUAGAUGUGCCUUAUAUGUGAAAUUAUUAAAGUGACGACACAACCAAAACGACAUGUUGGUUCUAUAUUUUAGUGCUCAAAAAACUGAGGGAAACAUUACAUAUUGAUAUCCUAGGCAAAUGAGGAGGUUUACAUUCAAAUCCACAGACAAGGACAAAUAAUGGCUGGUCGGUUGUUAACUCACAUGUCAUGCACAGUCACUGUGUCCGAACAAAACUCAAAAUAUCACACAACAACAAACUAAAUAGCAUAUUUAGGCAAAUAACGAAACAACUAGAACAGUAACUGAAGAAAUGUUUAGCAUAGAACAUGAACUUUGGACCUUAUGUACAUCCUGAGUGCCGAAAUGCAUUCUCGGAGGCAUGAGACUUUUUUAUUGGUCUGUUCUGCUCGCAAAGGUUGAUGGGUCAUUUUUUUAGGACACUGUGACUGCGCAUGACUUUUGAGUUAAUGACAUGCCUGUGUUUUGCGUUCGGUAUUGCGGGUUGUUUCUUUGAGUUGGGUGGUGUAUGAGACUCAAGAGCAGCCUGCGAAAAUAAAUGUCUCUGUACUUUGUCCUCCAUGUCAUUCGCCACAUUAUUUUAUGUUUCCCUCAUAAUGAAAUAUCUGUCCUUGGGGUUUGAUUUUUAAAAAUAGAUUUCCUCAAAAAAUAGAAUUUGUAAUACUGUGCAAAUUAUGUUUUUUUUUCUUCAUUAUUAUGCAUUUUUUUGGCUUAUGCAACUUAUACAGUGAUACCGCUACAUACGAAUUGAAUUUGUUCCAGGGCCUGGAUUGUAAAUCGAAAUGGUCGUACGUCGAGCCGGAUUCUCCUAUAAGAAUGCAUUUUAAUUCAAUUAAUUCGUUCUACAGCCCAAAAACCUAUGCCUAAACCUUCAUCAAUACCGCAGGUACAAGUACCGUAAUUUUUGGAAUUUUCACUUCCUAUUCAUGUACCAUGAAAUUUACUUGACCACAUACAAAUGAUUUCGCUCAGAAAAUGUCUUUUUAUUACAAAACGUAGCACAUGAGAUUGCGCACAGCUUCCAUACUGUAUGUCUGUAGUGGCUUAUUUAUUGUAUUUGCACGCAAAGCUUUUGAAUAGUAAAUGCUCUUGUAGCU
Messenger RNA from Corythoichthys intestinalis (scribbled pipefish), 5257 nucleotides. RefSeq names its product platelet derived growth factor d (gene pdgfd). The transcript has 7 exons. Bases 303 to 1409 code for a protein of 368 amino acids. Gene Ontology annotation, cellular component: membrane. The record is from RefSeq and is a predicted model, not a curated record. Gene Ontology annotation, biological process: positive regulation of cell population proliferation; positive regulation of ERK1 and ERK2 cascade; positive regulation of phosphatidylinositol 3-kinase/protein kinase B signal transduction. Lineage: Eukaryota; Metazoa; Chordata; Actinopteri; Syngnathiformes; Syngnathidae. Gene Ontology annotation, molecular function: growth factor activity; platelet-derived growth factor receptor binding.